AUACCCUGCACCUACACAUAAUGCACAUUCAACACAGAACUUUUUGUCAGAGUGGUGGUUCUUCUCUCAAGCUCUGCCUGUUUUCACCCACACACACACACACACACACACACACACACACACACACACACACACACACACACACACACACACACACACCAAGUAACUUCUCCUCUGCUGCAGCGGCUGAUUAUCACGUUUCAUUGGCUGCAUUCUCACACAUUUUAUCUGAACUGCUGUCUGAUCGUGUCCUUACAUGGAGUUACAUUAAAGAUUCUUGAUAUUCUUAUCCUUAGUAAGCCAACCUCGUUAGUACCAUAGAUUCUUUUUUAAAAUAACGUCAGUACUGGACGCCAGUCUGUAACUUCAUGCAUAUUCAUAAUGUGAAGAGGAAGUAAGUCAAACUUUAACAGCUUGACUUCUGCUGCCUGAUGACCACAGAGGAACAUUUGCUGUAGAGACGACAUCUCCUCCCUGUUUCACACAGGGAUGAGAGGAGCAGCUAUGAGUUUGAAAGCAGCAGUGAGUGGAUUGGUUAUCUUCCUUCUCUCUCUGUCAGUGGUGAAGGGAGAGGAUACCUGGAGAGUGACUCACUCUUCUGCUCAGAUCUGUGCCGUCAAAGGAUCAACAGUGGAGAUACCCUGCACCUACACAUACCCAUCAACAAUAAGACAACAAACUACGAUAGUCCAAAGCAGAUUCUGGUUUACUAAAGACAGGUAUAAUGUAGAUGUGAAAACAGACCCAGACUACUCAGGUCGUGUUGAGUAUCUUUUUCAUGAGAACGUCUGCACUCUGAGAAUCAAAAACCUGACAGAGAGAGACUCAGCUGUUUACAAGUUCAUGUUCACAACAAACCAACCAGGAGGAAGUUUAACUGGUGGUGAAGGAGUCACUUUGUCCAUCACAGACCUUCAGGUGCAAGUGGAGAGAGUCUCGACCCGGGCAGAGCUGAAGUGUUACAGCAGCUGUAAUGAGGCUGAUAAUCCUUCAUAUGUCUGGUACGAGAACGGACACAAACUGACUGAAGAGACGUCUUCUCUUCACGUUUCUAAAUAUGAUCAUAACAAGUAUUCCUGCUCUCUCAAAGGAUUUGAAGUCUACCGAUCUCCUGAAGUCGUACUUCAGGGCUGGAGAGUGACUCACUCUUCUGCUCAGAUCUGUGCCGUCAAAGGAUCAACAGUGGAGAUACCCUGCACCUACACAUACCCAUCAACAAUAAGACAACAAACUACGAUAGUCCAAAGCAGAUUCUGGUUUACUAAAGACAGGUAUAAUGUAGAUGUGAAAACAGACCCAGACUACUCAGGUCGUGUUGAGUAUCUUUUUCAUGAGAACGUCUGCACUCUGAGAAUCAAAAACCUGAGAGAGAGAGACUCAGCUGUUUACAAGUUCAUGUUCACAACAAACCAACCAGGAGGAAGUUUAACUGGUGGUGAAGGAGUCACUUUGUCCAUCACAGACCUUCAGGUGCAGGUGGAAACAAAAAGGAAUCAGGCAGAGCUGAAGUGUUACAGCAGCUGUAAUGUGGCUGAUAAUCCUUCAUAUGUCUGGUACAGAAAUGAAAAAAAAAUGACUGCAGAGACGUCUUCUAUUAGAGUCUCUUUAUAUGAUCAUGACAAGUAUUCCUGCUCUGUUAAAGGACGAGAGGAUUACCGCUCUCCUGAAGUGUAUGCUCCAAAGCUUCUCUCUGUGUCAGUGAGUCCCUCUGCUGAGAUAGAAAAGGGCAGUUCAGUGACUCUGACCUGUAGCAGUGAUGCUAACCCAGCAGCUACUUUUAAAUGGUACAAGAGAUAUCAGACCCCUCAAUACCGUCGUGAAGGAGCUCAGCUGGUCUUCAACUACAUUCGACCCUCGGCCUCUGGAGAGUAUUACUGUGAAGCUGAGAACAAGCUGGGGAGGAAGAGGUCUGGAUACGUCUCUAUCAAUGUGAAAUAUGCUCCAUCAGUUUGUUCAGCGUCUGUGAGUCCUGCUGGUGAAAUCAGAGAGAACAGUAGAGUGACUGUGACCUGUAGCUGUGAUGCUAACCCAGCACCUGAAUACACCUGGUACCAGAAGUACGGUCGUGAACUCAGUAAAGAAUCAGAGCUCGUCUUCAGCUCAGUUCAGUCCUCUGACUCUGGAUGGUAUUACUGUGCAGCUAAGAAUGAUCUGGGGGAGAGCUCAUCUGGAUACGUCAAAGUUGAAGUGAAAUAUGCUCCAAAGCUUCCCUCUGUGUCAGUGAGUCCCUCUGCUGAGAUAGUGGAGGGCAGUUCAGUGACUCUGACCUGUAGCAGUGAUGCUAACCCAGCAGCUACAUACACCUGGUACAAGAAGAAGUCAUAUUGGGAUCAAACACUCAUUAAAAACAAACACCUCGUUUUCAGCUCCGUCCAGUCGUCUGACUCUGGAGAGUUUUACUGUACAGCUGUGAACACGGUGGGAAGUCAGAAAUCUAAAUCCAUCUCUAUUGAUGUGAAAUAUUCUCCAAAACUUCCAUCUGUGUCAGUGAGUCCCUCUGCUGAGAUAGUGGAGGGCAGUUCAGUGACUCUAACCUGUAGCAGUGAUGCUAACCCAGAACCUGAAUACACCUGGUACAAGAAGAAUAACAAUCAACCUCUCAGUAAAGAAGCUCAGCUCGUCUUCAGCUCCAUCAAGUCCUCUGACUCUGGAGAGUAUUACUGUAAAGCUGAGAACAAGCUGGGAAAGCCGACCUAUAAAUGGAUCUCUAUUGAUGUGAAAUAUUCUCCAAAGCUUCCCUCUGUGUCAGUGAGUCCCUCUGCUGAGAUAGUGGAGGGUAGUUCAGUGACUCUGACCUGUAGCAGUGAUGCUAACCCAGCAGCUAAUUACACCUGGUACAAGGAGGAUGAAGACUCACCGACAGCUUCAGGACAGAUUUUUACCAUAAACGACACAAGUCGUCAACAUAGUGGGCAUUAUAUUUGUAUCGCCCAAAACACAAGAGGACGCCAUAACUCCACUGUACAUCUGAGUGUUUUGGCAGCAGGAGGAUGGAAACUGACGACUGCUGUGACAGUUUCUGCUAUUUUCCUCAUUAUCAUACUCAUCUUUGUCGUCAUAUGGAUCAUAAAGAAGAAGGCCUGCAAGCAACCAUCUGAGCCCGGAGACAGACCAGAGAACAGUGAACAGAUACAACCAGCAGAGGAGCAGGAUGAGCUUCAAUAUGCCACUGUCGACUUUUCCAGGAACCAGGCUGAUCCUCUCUAUUCCAAUAUCCAACCAGUUAAACCCCAAAGACACAAGAAAAAGAAGAAGGAAGAAGAAGAAGGAGGACAAGAGGAGAUGGUUGAUUACUCUAUGGUUAACUUUAACAGCGGCGGUGCAGCCCAGAGCUGCAGAUCCAGCUGCAUUGUACAGUACAGUCAACAAACAUGGACGAAGAAACCUCUAGUUUACUCUCAUCCAAUGAAAUCCUUACAGGAAACCACUUUGAGAAUGAAUCCUCGGGACAGACUCCUUCAAGAACGCAGCUUGGUUCAGGGUCAGGGCAGCUGGAGAGUGACUUACUCUUCUCUUCAGAUCUGUGCUUAUAAAGGAUCAACUGUGGAGAUGAACUGCACCUUCACAUACCCAGAGAGGAGAAAUGGAGAAGUUAACUCACUUCAGAAAACAUUCUGGUUGAGAAAAGCUGGUUUUUAUUACAAAGAUGUAGAAACAGACUCAGAGUAUUCAGGUCGUGUGCAGAAUAUCUGUGAGGGGAACAAAUGCACUCUGAGAAUCACAAACCUGAGAGAGACAGACUCGACUGUGUACAGGUUUGGAUUCAUAACAAACAAAGACAAAUAUUCUGGUCGACCUGGGGUCACUCUGUCAGUCACAGAUCUCCAGGUGAAGGUGAGCAGACCACAUGAGGCUCUGCUCUUUGAGUGUCUCAGUGGACUUUCCAGUCAAACCUCCUACAUCUGGUUCAGGAACGGACAUCAAAUCAAACAUCAAACAUCAUAUUAUUAUUAUCGACCAGAGCAGCUUCUUCAGACAGACAGUUAUUCCUGUGCUCUAUCAGGACAUGAGAAGUGCCCGUCUCCUCCAGUGUAUGCUCCAAAGCUUCCCUCUGUGUCACUGAGUCCCUCUGCUGAGAUAGUGGAGGGCAGUUCAGUGACUCUGACCUGUAGCAGUGAUGCUAACCCAGCAGCUAAUUACACCUGGUACAAGAAGAAUGGACCUCUAAACCUUAAUCACUCAAAUGCAGGAGCUGAGCUUGUCCUCAGCUCCAUCAAGUCCUCUGACUCUGGAGAGUAUUACUGUGAAGCUGAGAACACGCUGGGGAGAAGGACAUCCAAACACAUCUCUAUAAAUGUCAAAUGGGGAGGGAAAUCAGCGGCUGUUGCUGGAACAAUCACGGUUGUUCUCCUGGUUAUCGUGUUCCUCUCUGUCCUCGUGUGGAUCAGACAAAAGAGGGCUUCCAGUGAACCGUCUGAGGCUGAAGAGAGACAAGAACACACGGAGCAGGGACAACCAGAGGAGCAGGAAGACCUUCAGUAUGCCAGCAUACACUUCUCUAAAACCCAGGAGCCUCUGUACAGCAAUACCAGACCAGCUCGGCCCCCCAGAAGAACGGAGCAGCAGGACGUCACUGAGUACGCUGCCGUCAAAUUUACCAGGAACAGCAGCGCCAUGAGCAUUUCACUGAUCUUCUUCUUCGUAGCGUCAACGCUGUUUUGUGCUGUUGUUACAACAUUAAGACUUUCUGAACUGAAAUCACACGAACACACUGAAGUCGGAAGAACGACUUCCCAACUCAUAAACUUGGAUCACCGAGCAGCACCUGAAUGCAGCAACAGAGAGACGAGAGGAGCAGCUAUGAGUUUAACAGCAGCAGCGAGUGGAUUUGUCGUCUUCCUUCUCUCUGUGCCAGUGAUUCAGGGUCAGGCUGGCUGGGGAGUGACUUACUCCUCUACUAAAGUCUGUGCCUUAAGAGGAUCAACAGUCGUACUAAGAUGCACCUACAGCUACCCAUCCCAAUUAAAUCAUCAAUCCACUACAGUUCAGAAGUCCUUCUGGUUUACUAAAGUCCAGGAUGGAGAACCUGUAGAUCUGCAAACAGACUCACAGUACACAGGUCGUGUGACGUACAGCUCUAAAUCGAAGGACUCCACUCUGACGAUCACAAAUGUGGGAAAUAGUGACUCAGCUGUUUACAAGUUCAGGUUCAUAACAAACCAUCAAGGUGGAAGUUAUACUGGUAAUCCCGGAGUCACUUUGUCCAUCACAGAUCCAGAUCUUCAUGUGAAGGUGGGCCCAUCUACAUAUUAUUCUAGGGAAGAUCUGACGUGUGUCAGCAGUUGUACUCUCUCUCCUCAUUCCUCCUACAUUUGGUUCAAGAAUGGAGGGGAAAUUCCCACAGAAACAUCCUCGACUUACUCAGACUCCUUUGGAUAUGCAGACAGCUAUUCCUGUGCUUUAAGGGGACACCAGGAUUUCCCCUCUCCUCCAGUGUGUGUUCAUGGUGAAACCUGUAACAGAGUGACUUACGACGUCAGAACCAUCUGUGCACCCAAAGGCUCAUCAGUGGACAUUUAUUGUACUUACAACGGUCAUGAAGCGGUCACUUCAAAGUCCUGGUUCAGUCCUGGACGUAGUGAUCAUUGGUAUCAGUCAAAUCGUGUUCAGGUCUCUGAAAGAGAGACAGGACGCUCCACUCUGAGAAUCUCUGACCUGAGAGAGAGCGAUUCAGCCCAGCAUCGUUUCAAAUUUACAACAAGAAGCUUUGAAUGGAGGAGCAGUUUACCUGGAACAACUCUGACUGUCACAGCGUUACAGGUUCAGGUUAAAAGGAUAAGAGCCGGUCAGCAUUUAAUUGAGGUGGAGAUGACGUGUCACAGCAGCUGCAGUGAAGUCGGUCGUCUCUCAUACGUCUGGUUCAGGAACAAACAGAAAAUAACCUGGGCUGUGACUUCUACCUAUAAAGACUGGAUUUCUCUUGAGGAUGAAAUCUCCUGUGCCUUAAACGGACAUGAUCGAUUCCCCUCUCCUUCAGUGUAUGCUCCAAAGCUUCUCUCUGUGUCAGUGAGUCCCUCUGCUGAGAUAGUGGAGGGCAGUUCAGUGACUCUGACCUGUAGCAGUGAUGCUAACCCAGCAGCUAAUUACACCUGGUUCAAGGAGAACCUGCUAAAAGGACAAGGGCAAAGUUAUUAUUUCCCGUCCAUCAGGUCUGAAGACAGAGGGAUUUACUACUGCCAGGCUGAGAAUAAACAUGGACAGAUCAAAUCUCUGCAACAUUUGUUAGAUGUCCAGUGUAAGUCACUCUCAUUUUUACUUAUCGUGGUACAAAAGUUCUUUCAAAUCAUGAAUUUCAAUACUAAUGGGAGUUCAAUCUGUAAUUGUUGUCCUCCAGAUGCUCCAAAGCUUCUCUCUGUGUCAGUGAGUCCCUCUGCUGAGAUAGUGGAGGGCAGUUCAGUGACUCUGACCUGUAGCAGUGAUGCUAACCCAGCAGCUAAUUACACCUGGUACAAGAAGAAUGGGAACCCAGACUUUCAACCUCUCAGUAAAGGACCAGAGCUCGUCUUCAGCUCCGUCCAGUCGUCUGACUCUGGAGAGUUUUACUGUGCGGCUGAGAACGAGCUGGGGAGGAGAACAUCUGAACACUUUAUCUCUGAUGUGAAAUAUGCUCCAAAGCUUCUCUCUGUGUCACUGAGUCCCUCUGCUGAGAUAGUGGAGGGCAGUUCAGUGACUCUGACCUGUAGCAGUGAUGCUAACCCAGCAGCUAAUUACACCUGGUACAAGAAGAACAAUGAUCGAGCUCUCAGUAAAGAAGCUCAGCUCGUCUUCAGCUCCAUCAAGUCCUCUGACUCUGGAGAGUUUUACUGUAAAGCUGAGAACGAUCUGGGAGAGAAGACCUCUACAUGGAUCUCUAUUGAUGUGAAAUAUUCUCCAAAGCUUCCCUCUGUGUCAGUGAGUCCCUCUGCUGAGAUAGUGGAGGGCAGUUCAGUGACUCUGACCUGUAGUAGUGAUGCUAACCCAGCAGCUAAUUACACCUGGUUCAAGAAGAACCUGCUAAAAGGACAUGGGCAAAGUUAUUAUUUCCUGUCCAUCAGGUCUGAAGACAGAGGGAUUUACUACUGCCAGGCUGAGAAUAAACAUGGACAGAUCACAUCUCUGCAACAUUUGUUAGAUGUCCAGUAUGCUCCAAAGCUUCUCUCUGUGUCAGUGAGUCCCUCUGCUGAGAUAGUGGAGGGCAGUUCAGUGACUCUGACCUGUAGCAGUGAUGCUAACCCAGCAGCUAAUUACACCUGGUUCAAGGAGGAUGAAGACUCACCGACAGCUUCAGGACAGAUUUUUACCAUAAACGACACAAGUCGUCAACAUAGUGGGCAUUAUAUUUGUAUCGCCCAAAACACAAGAGGACGCCAUAACUCCACUGUACAUCUGAGUGUUUUGGCAGCAGGAGGAUGGAAACUGACGACUGCUGUGACAGUUUCUGCUAUUUUCCUCAUUAUCAUACUCAUCUUUGUCGUCAUAUGGAUCAUAAAGAAGAAGGCCUGCAAGCAACCGUCUGAGCCCGGAGACAGACCAGAGAACAGUGAACAGAUACAACCAGCAGAGGAGCAGGAUGAGCUUCAAUAUGCCACUGUCGACUUUUCCAGGAACCAGGCUGAUCCUCUCUAUUCCAAUAUCCAACCAGUUAAACCCCAAAGACACAAGAAAAAGAAGAAGGAAGAAGAAGAAGGAGGACAAGAGGAGAUGGUUGAUUACUCUAUGGUUAACUUUAACAGCGGCGGUGCAGCCCAGAGCUGCAGAUCCAGCUGCAUUGUACAGUACAGUCAACAAACAUGGACGAAGAAACCUCUAGUUUACUCUCAUCCAAUGAAAUCCUUACAGGAAACCACUUUGAGAAUGAAUCCUCGGGACAGACUCCUUCAAGAACGCAGCUAUGCUCCAAAGCUUCUCUCUGUGUCAGUGAUUCCUGCUGGUGAAAUCAAGAAGAACAGUAAAGUGACUCUGACCUGUAGCAGUGAUGCUAACCCAGCAGCUACUUUUAAAUGGUACAAGAGAAAUCAGACCCCUCAAUACCUUCAUGAAGGAGCUCAGCUGGUCUUCAACUACAUUCGACCCUCGGCCUCUGGAGAGUAUUACUGUGAAGCUGAGAACAAGCUGGGGAGGAAGAGGUCUGGAUACGUCUCUAUCAAUGUGAAAUAUGCUCCAACAGAUUGUUCAGCGACUGUGAGUCCUGCUGGUGAAAUCAGAGAGAACAGUAGAGUGACUGUGACCUGUAGCUGUGAUGCUAACCCAGCACCUGAAUACACCUGGUACAAGAAGAAUAACAAUCAACCUCUCAGUAGAGAAGCUCAGCUCGUCUUCAGCUCCAUCAAGUCCUCUGACUCUGGAGAGUUUUACUGUAAAGCUGAGAACGAUCUGGGAGAGAAGACCUCUACAUGGAUCUCUAUUGAUGUGAAAUAUUCUCCAAAGCUUCUCUCUGUGUCAGUGAGUCCCUCUGCUGAGAUAGUGGAGGGUAGUUCAGUGACUCUGACCUGUAGUAGUGAUGCUAACCCAGCAGAUAAUUACACCUGGUACAAGGAGGGUGAAGACUCACCGACAGCUUCAGGACAGAUUUUUACCAUCAGCGACACAAGUCUUGAACACAGUGGGCAUUAUCUUUGUAUCGCCCAAAACACAAGAGGACGCCAUAACUCCACUGUACAUCUGAGUGUUUUGUCAGGGAACUCAACAUUCAUAAUACAUAUCAUCAAGUGGACUCUGCUGCUCUUCAUGUUGAUUUCUCUGCUUCUCCUGACUCUGUGGACGAGUUGGAUGUUGUGUAUGAGAACGUGUCAGCCUUCACUGCAGCACAGACAGAAGACACAGAGGAGCAGGAACACAUGCUGUGAAGUCCAGUCAGAUGCAGUUGAACCAGAUGCAGGACUCACUGUGGAGAGUGAGGCUGUGGAGGAUGUGGGGGAAGUGGAAACAUUGACCUUCAGCAGCAGGAAGUUAACAACAGCAUGGAGCAGAGAGUUUAGGAGAUGAUUUUAUUUUAUUUAGCAGCUUAUACAUAUGUAUUUAUUCAUCAUUUCUUUAACUAAAUAAGCAUCUUUAUUCCUGAAAAUGUUCUUUUGUUCUGAAAGGAGCUCUCCAGUCACCUUUCAGUCUGCUCUGUGACAUUUUCUCUCUUAAAGUUUAUUUUUUGUAAAUAUUGGUUUUACUUCUGUGAAUAAUAUUGGACUAUGAUGACGUUUGAUUAUGAGUCACUCAUCGUUUUAACUUUUAUGCACCUCUUUGUUACUGUCUGAACGUUGCACCGUCAGAGUUUGAGCAUUUCUCUGUUUGGUUGUAUAUGUUAUAAUGACAAUAAAGGCUUUCUAUUUCUUAA
Messenger RNA from Labrus mixtus (cuckoo wrasse), 9307 nucleotides. Its product is annotated as titin-like. The transcript is spliced from 41 exons. The coding region runs from base 490 to 8964 and encodes 2824 amino acids. The record is from RefSeq and is a predicted model, not a curated record. Lineage: Eukaryota; Metazoa; Chordata; Actinopteri; Labriformes; Labridae.